AUGUCCCGGCAUGUGCUUACUUUUGCGGUGCUGCUCCUCCUUGUUGUGAUGUGCUGCGGCAGUGGAGGUGCACACGCUGUGGAGAGCAAGCCAGGGGGUGUGCAGCUGCCGCAAUGGGUCGAUCUAUUUGUGCCGAAUAAGACGCAGGUGUUGCCAAAAGAUGGGACUGGUGAGACUGGAGUGAAGGAAGCAUUUGCCGCACCUUCUCUCGUCCGUGCUGGUGGGGUAAUGAUUGCAUUUGCUGAGGGCUUCCUCGAAUAUAACGGCCAUCACGAGAAAUUAUUUGGGACUCGUUAUUCCGACAUUGUGGCUGGGUACAUCAAGGCUGCGGAGACGUGGCCGUCCAUUGUCGCUGAGAUCGCCAAGAAGGAAUGGAGCGCACACACCGUGCUUGACAGUAGGAAUGGCAAUAAUCGUUUGCGCGUUUUUUGUCGGCCCGCAUCCAUUGCAGGGGACAAUAAGGUGUUUCCACUUGCGGGAAUCUGUGAAGAGAAGUACGACAAUGAUGAUGAGGAAAGGGCGGCGGGUGACUCAGCUAUUCAACUGGUUGUUGGUGUGGCCACGCAGCCCAAGGACGGCGAGCCGAGUGGAAUGAUCAACUGGGAAGAAUCCAAAUAUUUCUUGCAACAGAUCUCCAAACACACUCAAGGCCACAUGAAGGAUUUUGUGACUGCUGGUGGCUCAGGCAUUGUGAUGCAGAAUGGCACGCUUGUUUUUUCCCUGAGUGCGAGGAACGGGAAAAAUCAGCCUUUCUUCAUGAUCAAUUAUUCGACGGACAAAGGCAACAACUGGGUGUUCCCAGAGGGCAUUUUUUCUGUGGAAUGCCUUGGCCCCCGCAUCACCGAAUGGGAGAAUGGACAGAUUCUCAUGAUUGUUCAUUAUGUGGAUGCCCAGAGUGUGUUCGAGUCGCGUGACAUGGGGACAACGUGGAAGAAUGCUGCCAGAACACUCUCAGGCGUGUGGGUCAUUUCACACUCAGGAUUCCGUUGGGACGAAAGUUUGCGUGUGGGAGACCUCAUCGCUGCGACCAUUGGGGGAAGGAAGGUCAUGCUGUACAUUCAGAGAGGGUACGUCUUGAGGGAGAAAAAGGACAAGGCGCUCUACCUUUGGGUCACGGACAAUAGCCGCACGUUCCAUGUUGGGCCGCUUUUUGCGGAGAAUGCUAUGGGUGAGACGCUUGCCAACGCCCUGCUGUACUCGGAUGGUGCGUUGCACCUUUCACGAGAGGGUAUUGUGGGAACGCGCCGGGGCAUAUCCCUUGCCCGCCAGACGGAGGAGCUGAAGACGAUCAACUCCGUCCUCAGCACUUGGGCGCAGCUGGAUGCCUCUUUCUCCGAGUCUUCCAGACCCACGGCGGGUCUGGUUGGAUUCCUGUCCGACGCAUCGUCCUGCGAUGUCACGUGGAUCGAUGAUUACCGUUGCGUGAAUGCAAUUGCGACAAAAGCAGCGAAGGCCAAAAAUGGCUUUAAUUUCACGGGGCCGGAGUCCGGGACAACAUGGCCCGUGAACGGCCGGGAGGAUAAUAACCAGUACGGCUUUGUGAACUACGAUUUCACUAUUGUGGCAACGGUGAUCGUCCACGAGGUUCCGAAGAAGAGUACUUUUCUUCUGGGUGCGGGUCUGGGGGACGGUGCCGGCAAGAAGAUCAUUGGGCUGUCGUACAGCAUGAAUAAAAAGUGGGAGACAGUGUUUGACGGCACAAAGGCAGCACAGGACAGCACGUGGGAGCCGGGGAAAGAACACCAGGUGGCGCUCAUGCUGCAGGACGGCAACAAGGGCUGCAUGUACGUGGAUGGUGAGAUUGUGGGGAGCCCAGAGAAUAUAACGACACUUGAGACGCAGGGGUUUGAAAUCACACAUUUCUACUUUGGGAUGCGAGGGGGACAUCAACAGCAGCGUGACGAUGACGAACGUCUUUCUGUACAGCCGCCCACUGAGCGUUGGUGA
Trypanosoma cruzi is the source of this 1947-nucleotide messenger RNA. RefSeq names its product trans-sialidase, putative. The transcript has a single exon. Lineage: Eukaryota; Euglenozoa; Kinetoplastea; Trypanosomatida; Trypanosomatidae. Gene Ontology annotation, biological process: oligosaccharide catabolic process; ganglioside catabolic process. Gene Ontology annotation, cellular component: membrane; cytoplasm; intracellular membrane-bounded organelle. Gene Ontology annotation, molecular function: exo-alpha-sialidase activity. The record is from RefSeq and is a predicted model, not a curated record. Bases 1 to 1947 code for a protein of 648 amino acids.